CUCAUUGCUCUUAUUAGUAUUUCCGUAUAAAAAUUAUUCUUAAAACAUUGGUAGUCCUCCAAGCUUGAAGUUAAUUCUUAUACCCUUUACGGCAAAAUUCCUUGUUCAUUCUCUAGGCGCAUCCAAUGCAUUUAGUCAGUACAUGGAUUCCGGCAAUAAACCUACUGCCCCACUCUCUCCCAAAGUAAUGCCCGGUCGUGUAGUUCUGCAGAGCGCUCCGCUGAAGACUGCACCAAUACGCCUAGCUUUGUUUCAGAUUUCAGAUAUAACAAAAUUUUCUAAAGAGUGUCGUCAACCCUUUGUGUGUUUAUCAUUAAAGUGUUUUUACUUCUAGUGUUUACUGACAGAGGCGGGAUACAGCGUGCGUCAAAAUGUCUGCAUCAUUCCUGGAAAAAUUUAAAUACCGGGGCAGUUCACCGGGAAAAUCAGAUGAUGAGAAACAAACAAAUGUUCAUGCCUCAAACGGGAAAGAUAUCAGCGGAAAUAGGGAUUACCCAACCAGCGCGGAGUGCGAGAGUCUUCUAGAACAGUUCCAGCUCAAGUGGGUACUCUCGCAUUCAUCGAAGAAGGCACUAUCAAACAUUUUUAUAACAGGAACCCAUCGGAUCAAGUAUCCUAAUAUAGACAAAAUGGUAAUUCAAGAUACGUUGAUCUCACACAACUGGAAUCGGGAGGCAGCUCAAAAGCAACUCGACAUGGAUCACCCAGUGCCGAAAUUGGCAUAUGUUGGUGAUGCUGGCCCCGCACACGAUGGACCAUUAGAUGGCAAUCGACAGAACGAAGAUGGUGAAGCGACCGUGUUGAAGAAGGUACAGACGGUUGGCCGUGCCAGUAUGAUCAUAAAAGGAAAGAAUACGCAUAAAUACGCUGCAAUUAACGCAGCUCAGAGGGAUGGACAACCAUUGAGUGGAGAUAAUCAGGACAACGAUGGUGAUGAUAUAAUUGUCAGAAAAAAGAAAAAGAACCAAAAGACCAAAGAUACCCGGAAGCGGGCCAGAUUCGAGUUCAGCGAUGAUGAUGGCGACAAAGACGAAGUCGCUGCGAAGCGGGAGAAAAUUUACAAUAGCUCGGAUUCAGAUUCGGAAUCAGAGCAGAAGUAUGCCGUAACCACGGAGGUAGCAAACGUAAGAAAACAGGUAGUUGAUUUCUUAAACGAUGCGCCGCCACUUGAACUUGGAUCUGUACCGACGUGUUCAAACAAGCGUAUUGAGAAGAUUCUUUCAGUGCGGCCGUUCUCAACGUAUGCGGAAGCCGUAUCUGCUAUGACGUCAACGCCUGGGCUAAGCCCUGAGAUACUUAAUGAAGUCCAGUCAUUUUUAGCAUCGCGAAACAUAGUAGCUAAGCUGAUGAGCAGCUGUGAGGGGCUAGUACGCGAAAUGAAAGUACAAGUGGAGACCAUCCAACAGCUUAAGGAGAUGAAAAUCAAACAGCAACCAAAAAGUGUCAGCGAUCAUUUGAAGCUAGCCCCACAUCAGCUGAUAGGGAUCAACUGGAUGGCUCUGCUCUACGAGAAAGGUCUUAACGGGAUCCUAGCCGAUGAAAUGGGUCUCGGAAAAACAAUUCAGGUUGUAACGUUCCUAACAUGGUUGUUGGAGCGUGGUGAAAAGGGGCCUCAUCUCGUUGUAGUACCCAGCUCAACUCUGGAUAACUGGCACCGCGAAUUUAGCACAUGGUGUCCCCAGCUCAAAGUGGUCAUUUACUCGGGCCCUCAGGAAGAUCGUAAAGCACUUCGUCUCGACGUAGUCAAUGGUCGCUUAUCGAUGAACGUAAUUUUAGCAACAUACAAUACUCUAGCGUCCACACCUGAAGACCGUGGAUUCUUCAAGAAGCUACAGUUUGUCUAUGCUAUCUUUGAUGAGGCACACAUGCUUAAGAAUAUGAACUCGCAGAGGUUCCAGAGUCUUAUACAAAUUGCAUCAUCUUUUAAGCUGAUGCUGACUGGAACACCUCUACAGAACAACCUCAUUGAACUGAUGAGUUUGCUUACGUUCACAAUGCCGCAUCUGUUCUGCAAUAAAACGACUCACAUGAAAUCCCUUUUUAAAGGGUCAAAAACCAGUGGUGGGGAAGAGACGGCAAGAAACGUCUAUGAACGGGAGCGAAUCAAACAGGCCAAAGCAAUCAUGCAACCGUUUGUGUUACGGAGACUAAAGGCUGAUGUCCUUGGGAAUUUGCCAACCAAACAUGAUAAUCUGGAAAAGGUGGAAAUGGUCGAGAUCCAAAAGCAGCUCUACAAGAAAACGGUGACAGCAUUUAAACGUUCAAAGGCUGAACGUCGCCUGGACGAAGACGUCAAUGCCGAAGGUUCCGUUUUAAUGCAGCUACGCAAAGCCGCAAACCACCCGCUGCUAUUGCGUACCCAUUAUAGCGACAAUAGGUUGCGACAAAUGGCAAAAAUCAUUUGCAAACAGCCUAGCCACAAGGAGUCUACGGUCUCGCUGGUUUUCGAAGACAUGCAGGUGAUGAGCGAUUUUCAGCUGCAUUCGCUUUGUCUCCAAUUCGGUAACUGCCUCAAAGAGUAUCUACUGCCCGACGAAACAAUCACUAACUCUGGGAAAUUCAAGUACCUCCAAGAGUUUAUCCCAUCUCAGCUGAAACAGAACAAUCGAAUUCUCAUCUUCUCUCAGUUUACCAUGAUGCUUGACAUCAUUGAAAAGUUCUUGUAUAUCGAGAAGUACAAUUACCUGCGAAUCGACGGUUCGACACCAGUGAGUGACAGACAGGACUUGAUCGACGCAUUCGUCAAUGACGAAAAUAUACCAAUAUUUCUGCUAUCAACUAAAGCUUGCGGACUUGGCAUCAACCUUACGGCUGCCAACGUUGUCGUCCUUCACGAUAUCGACUACAAUCCAUACAACGACAAACAGGCAGAGGAUCGGUGUCAUCGAAUUGGCCAAACACGCGAAGUGCACAUUUAUCGACUGAUCUCAAAAGAGACAAUCGAAGAAGCGAUGUUUGCUGUCGCCCAAAAGAAGCUCCGCCUCGAACAGAGAAUCACUACCGACGAUGGCGAGGGCACUAAAGAUGAGGCUCAACAAGAUAAAGCUGUUUUAGGCCAGCUAUUGAAACGGGCACUGGGUGAAGAUGAUCAAGACGAAAAUUAAAGUUAUUCCAUGCGAAGCAGAUGGUUUCACCGAGUGCGGAAAGCGAGCAACCAACGAUUAAUGCACAUAUUUAAUAGAGUAGAA
This is a messenger RNA of Varroa destructor (honeybee mite), 3188 nucleotides long. Its product is annotated as SWI/SNF-related matrix-associated actin-dependent regulator of chromatin subfamily A containing DEAD/H box 1-like. The record is from RefSeq and is a predicted model, not a curated record. Lineage: Eukaryota; Metazoa; Arthropoda; Arachnida; Mesostigmata; Varroidae. Gene Ontology annotation, molecular function: ATP binding.